Messenger RNA from Scophthalmus maximus (turbot), 4130 nucleotides. It is a transcript of the gene olfml2bb, whose product is annotated as olfactomedin-like 2Bb. The transcript has 9 exons. Gene Ontology annotation, biological process: signal transduction. The coding region runs from base 249 to 2348 and encodes 699 amino acids. NCBI's taxonomy places the organism in Eukaryota, Metazoa, Chordata, Actinopteri, Pleuronectiformes, Scophthalmidae. The record is from RefSeq and is a predicted model, not a curated record.
CGUGCGGCGCCUGGGACACCGCCCACCCCUCAGUCCACAUGCUGCACGGAGCCCGGGCUGCAGGUCCCAGUGACGGAGGCGGGUCCGGUCCGCUCCGGUCCGGUCCGGUCCGGUGUCUGGAUCCAGUCCGCGUGUUGGAGACGUUAACGCGCCCUUUAAAGAGCCGGCGCUGACGGGACCUGCCGAGACUCUGCCCCCGGUCGUUCCCCGGGACUAGUUGCUUCGCGCGGCGCCGCGCGGCUGGAGAGAUGUGGCGCCGACUGGCACUGCUGCUGCUGCUGCUGCUGCGCUGCGCUGUGAGCGCGCCGGACCCUCCGGAGGCGGACGGACGCGCGCACGCGGGGGGAGACGCUCCCGCCGAGCCCCUGGAGGAUGAGCUGGACAACCAGGAGAACAUCGUCAGUCAGUUGCUGGGUGAUUACGACAAGGUGAAGACCGUGUCAUCAGGCUCCGACUGCGUGUGCCGCUGCAUUGUUCGGCCAAUCAAGCGCCACGACUGCAGCCGUAUCCCUGACAGCGGUGCGCCAUCACCGUCCCAGGACUUUUACACCGUGGAGACGGUUACCAAGGGAACAGACUGCAAGAAGUGCGUGUGCAUGGCUCCGACCUCAGCUGUCAACCCCUGCGAGGGAGAGUACAGGUUUAAAAAACUACAGGAGGCCAGCAAGGACGACAUCAAGCUGGCGACCAUUAUGGACUUGCUGGAGGGCUCUCUGUAUGGAAUGGACUUGUUAAAGCUCCACUCUGUCACCACCAAACUGCUGACCAAGAUGGACAACAUGGAAAAAGCCUUCGCCCGCAACUUCACAGAGCGAGCAAGAGAGAAAGAACGUGCGAAGGACAAAGCAAAGGAGAAGGAGAAAGAGAAGAAGACCCAGCAGAAAAAAAAGAAAGUGAAUGAUCUAGGGCAAGCUGGGCAGAAAAAUCGAGCACCCGCCUAUGCCAACAAACAGAAGAAUUAUGAAGAUCAGAAGAAGAAGCAAGAUGGUCUGGAACAACAACAGCCCACCAGCAAUAAGACAGGAAGUCAGAGGCCAGUCAAAGAGAAGAACAGCAUGGUCAUCAAGGGCAUGACCUUUUACAAAGCAGAAGAAGAGAGCUUUAAAGGUUCAGUAGAUACUUCAUGGGACGUACUGAUCUCUGACCAGCUGCCACCUGCCAGGACUUUGCCCAUCCAGAAUCCAGGACCUGCACCCACUGUUAGCACAGAACCAGACCACAAGGACCUUUCAUGGAAAUCAAGCAGUCGAGCACCAACCCAGCGACCAACCAAUCCGCCCAGUACCACCCAACAAACCACAACUGCAACCAAAACAGAGCCCACCACCAUGGAACCAACGACUGCAGUAGCCGCCACAACAGCUCUAAAACACACAACAACCAAACUGAUAACUACUUCCCCACAAACUACAACUACUGCUCGGCCUACCACACCUGUCACCCAGCUCAGCACCUCAGCGUCUGACACGAAUAUAGGUCGGCCUGUUGGUGCAUCUCCCACGGCAGGGUCUCAGCUGGGAUCCAAAAGUCGACUCAGCUGGACCGAGAGCCCCGCCGACAGACCAAAGACCACCAAAAAGCCUGGGAUGUGUAAGGACACAGUAGCCAGCCUCUCUGAUCCAGUCCAGCACAACUCAUACGGCCUGAGUGACGGAGCCUGGAUGAGAGACGCACGCGGCCACGGCACCGUCAUCUACCUUACCAGUGGUCACUACGGCAACAACCUGCUAGAGUUCAGAGACAUGGACACCUUCAAAUCAGGUCAGGCAAGUAAUACAUACAAGCUGCCCUACAGUUUCACCGGAACAGGCCACGUAGUGUUCAGUGGGGCUUUCUACUACAACCGUGCGUUCAGCAGGGACGUCAUCAGAUACGACCUGAGGCACAGAUAUGUCGCCGCCUGGACCACGCUGCAUGAUGCUAUACUGGAGGAGCAAGCUCACAGGACACAAACUGACGUGGAGUUUGCUGUGGAUGAGGCUGGUCUGUGGUUACUCUACCCUGCUCUGGACACAGAGGGGUUUCACCAGGAAGUAACAAUGCUCAUCCACCUCCAUCCCCGUGACCUUCAGCCAAUACGGAGCUUUCGCACAGGUCUUCGGCGCGGCCGCUACGGAAACAGCUUCCUGGUUUGUGGCGUGCUUUAUGCCGUGGACAGUAUGGAGCGCCGCUACGCCAACGUGACAUACGCCUUUGACACGCACACACUCACGCACACCGUGCCGAGCCUUGCGUUCACGAACAUGCAUGCACACACCUCCCAGCUGGCUUACUCCCCGCUGGACAAGAAACUGUACGCCUGGGACGAUGGACAUCAGAUGAUGUACGAUGUCAUCUUCGCAUAUUAGCACAAUGAAUGGACACAAGGUAGAAGAAUGAAUGGUUCGACGGAUUGGUCAACAUUUGAGCAAAUCCAGCAAGAGGUCAAAACAAAGCUGAGGACAGAAGAAAUAAGAGAUCAGCUGAACAGAUAUUUGAUCAGUAUUUUGUGUUUCAGUUUAACUGAAUGUAUCCAACUCAACUGCUGCUCUACCACACACACAAUAAAGGUGUAACCAAAGUCUACUCUGUAUAUAAAGAUGGACAACAUGAAAGCUCCAAAAGAGAAGUCAGAUCAUCUUGAUUGGUGGCUGGCUGCAGUAUUGGUCACAAACCCCACCCCCUCCAUGUUAGCGGAUGGACAAAAAUAAAGUAAAAUUGUCAAAAAGUCAAAUAUAUUAUUAUUUUUUCUCGAACAUGGUCUCUGCCAUUUUAGGUAGUUCUUAUCACACGGAUGUAUCUUCAAGUCUUCAAGUCUCUGCAAAGUUUGGUUUUAGUUAGUUAUUCACUAAAAAAACAGGCUGAAACGUUAUGAUUGACAGCUGAGACUGACAGGUUGAAUGUGUGUAUUGGUGGGUUCAAGAUAUUUUGAAUUAAUUUGACGCGGAGACGUUUUGUCCAUCUUCAUAGACAGUCUAAGGUAUGAACCAGCCAGGGCCCCAUUUACCAUGAUGCUUCACAAAGCUAACAGCGUUUUUCUAUGAACGCUCUUAAAUUUUCUACAUGUGUUUCACAUAGCAGCACUAAAGAGCUUCUUGACGUCAGCUGUCAGUGGUGCCGAUGUGUCUGAAACUCAAGCUUCACUUUAACUGCCUCUGAGCCGUGCUGCCCGCUGAAAUUUGCAUCCAUCACCAAGCGUAAAUGUUGCAAACAACACAAGGAAAUGUUUUAUUCCUGAAAUUGUUCAGUACAAAAACGAAAACAUAAGGUGCAGUACAGCUCGCAGCCGCCAAUAGUUCAUGUCGCCAUGUGGAAGUUUAAGAAAGCAAAUUGUUGGUUUGAUUAAGCCGCUGCUCGAGCCUAUGCGGUGAGUCCUGUUAGCGAGGACAUCAGCUCAAUAAGGCAAGGGAAAUGUUCAGUUAAUCUGUGCUUGUGUCUUGCUUUUGUUAUUUUUUGUCGUUUUUUCUAAUCAAACCACUGAUGUUCCUUUUGCAUUAAACAUCACUAAAGACAACAUUCACAUAGAGUCUUAAAACUGACGACAACAUAAAAAAGUCAUGUAGGUUUUGUUUCCUCCUGCAGGUUCUGGAGCAUUUUAAUAUGUUCUUAGCCUCUUACAUAUGGGUAGGAGGUACUUGUUAAUAUAUGAUCACCUCAAAGAGCAUCUUCCGUUAUGAUGCCUUGGGGUUUGUAAGUUUGAUUUUACAAUCAUUGGCCUCAAGGCCCUCAGAGCAGCACUCACAUUUCCAUACACAACAUAUAUGUGUAUAUUCUGCUAACGACAGAAGAUAGAGACACCAUCUCCUCAAGUUCAGUAUAUUGAUGAAGCUGAUGAUCGAAAUCUGUACUGUAUGUUUUUAUAAUGUACAUCUGCUUAACAUGUGGCCUGUUUACUGUCAGUCGUGUCAGGUAAUGUUCUAAUCCUAAGCUUUAGUACAGCUGGCAGUGGAAGAACAAACCCUGGAAUUCUUUGUGCUUCAUCUGCCGUUGAAGUUAAGUUAUUUCAAGCAAAUUUCACUCCAACACAUACUGCAAGUCCACAUGCAGCUUUGAGUGUUUAAAAAAAAAAUCUCAAGACAAGGUUGAUCUCAACUGCUGUAAUACAAGUUUGCCUUUUUGGUUUGUUAAUUUAUAAUAAAAUGUCAAAAAGA